GCUCGCGCAACAGAUUUUGUUAAUAAAAUUUAUCGCUUAUGCUAUUUUCUUGGCAUCGGGCUCGACAUUCAACGCACUAUUCCUCUUGAAAAAUGGCUGAAGCCGCCUCGUGUGUGACGACAGCGAUUCAGAGGAGAGUAGCCAUGCUACCCUUUUUAAUGCAGAUGUCUCCAGGAAAGAAAAUGUAGCAUCCAGUCCUGACAGUCUAGACCUACCAGACCCAGCUUAUGAUGCAGAAGAGGAUGACCUUCCUAAAUUGGUAAAACGCAAGUUAAAGAAAAAAGGAGUGAAAGAGAGUCCUAACGAAAAAAAAUGGAAAGAAAAAACAGGAGGAGAAUUUGUUGGGAGUGCAAAAAGGAUCAUUUGUCUGGAUGAAGAGGAUGAUGUCAGAGAGUUUUCGGAGGAAACAGCAGAAACUGAAGUUGAGACCAUUAGUCUUGAUGAACAUGAUAAAGAGCAAACUGUUGGAGAGUUUUCUGAGAUAUAUGGGCCUUUGUCAUCUGAUGAAGAAGAAAAUGUAACAGAAUUCUCUAAAGACUUUCCAAUUUUCUCAAGAAAAAUUGGUGGAUAUGGAGCUGCAGAAAUCAUCGAUGUUCUGAUGAAAGUAGAUAACCAUACUCAAUAUGUAUGUCCAACUGUUCCUUUACAGUGUGAAGAGAAUGCCACUUUCUUAGUUGAUACUGAUAAACUGAGAAAAUUUUCAGAUCUGACUGUGGAUGACAAUGGGCUCUGGAAAAGGCCAUCAGGAUCAAAGUUGUACCUUACAAAGACAGAACGAGGUUAUAAGUCCAGCAGACAGAUUACUCAAUCAUAUGAUUUUCAGCUCAGGAAAAGCUACUAUGUCCAUGCUGGGACUCCAGAUUUCCACAAAAUUGUCUACACUAUAAGAAACUCAGAAGGACACAACCUCAGACAUGCAAUUAUACAGUAUUAUUUCCAAGAUGGAAAAGUUGUUCCUGUCUUAAAAAAUGUUCCACAUGGAAAUUCUAAGAAAGAAAAUCCUUUCAUUAGAACAAAACCAAGUGCAAUUGCAGAAAUGAAGAACAAAUCUGUUUAUAUGCAGCCCAAGAAAGUUGUUGCAGAUUUGUUCAAUGAGGAAGGAGGAUCGUUGAACUUCAAAUCACCAUCAGAUAUACCUAGAGACAGAACUCAAAUUUACAACAUUAACAGAAGCAACCCUAGGAAAUACCAGACUGGUGGAAAAUGUACUACUAAUUUUGAUGCCAUUAUCAAGAUGUCUGUUGAGGGCAAUUUUGCUCGAAGUUUUGAAAUGAAAGAAAAUGGUCAUGCCAGGUGCUUCCUUGCAACAGAUCAGCAACUCCUUGAUGUGAAAAAAUUUUGCUGCAAUUCAGAUUCCAUUUUAGGCAUAGAUCCAACAUUUGAUCUUGGAGGAUUUUACCUUACAUGUACCACUUACAGACACCUUAUGUUUGUCAUCAGAGACAGUGGCAGACACCCUCUUUUACUCGGUCCAUGUAUGAUGCAUCUUAAACGAGAAACCAGUGACUAUGAAUACUUCGGCAAAACACUCUCUGGAUAUAUUAAAGAUGACGUUGUAAAUGUAUGGGGAUCAGAUGGAGAAAAAGCCCUCAUAAAUGGCCUUCAAAAAAGUAACGCUUUUCAAGGAAUCCAUCUAAUUUGUGAGAUACAUGCCCGAGACAACUGUGAAAGAAAGCUUAAGUCAUUAAACUUUAAAGAACCUCACAUAAAUUUAUUCUUGAAUGAGAUAUAUGGACAGCAGCAUGGGAACAAACGCAUUGGAGGGCUCAUUGACUGUGAAACAGAGUCUGAUUUUGAUUCAUCCCUCAUCAAUUUGGGCAGGAAGUGGGAUGCAAUUGAAGUUACCGAAACUGGAAGAAAACCCCCUGAGUUUUUUACUUGGUUCAAGAAAUUCAAAGCCGAAGAGUGUAAAAGAAAUCUUUUAAAACCAAUAAGAACAGCUGCAGGGCUAGGAUAUCCUCCUAUAAGAUAUACAAACAACAACAACGAGUCAAUUAAUAAUGUGCUGAAGCGUGAAGUUGACUAUAAAAAACAGUUCUGGGAGAACAUGGCGGUGUCUCUACAAAACAUUAUCCACACGCAGUAUCAAGAAUUGGAGAAAGGAGUGUUCAACGUUGGGGAAUAUAGGCUGCAUAAUGAUUAUAAUCAUCUCUCUGUAUCAACACUUAACUGGUCUCAGUUAAACAAAGACCAAAAACAGGACAAGCUUGCCAAAGUAUUCAGGUAUAAUGCAGAAUUUACUGAACUGCCAACUCACCAUAUACCUUCAGUCCUUUUCGAAACAUACAAUGCCCUGACUGGUACGAUCUACAAAGCUCAUGACCUAAGAGAUGUCUGGAGAAAAGCAGGUCUUCUUGCAGGUGACAAGUCCAUAUUCACUAAACUUUCAUCAAACAAAACAUGUAUAGACUGUAGUGAAAAUGUGUACAUUGUAGAGGGAAAUGAAGAAAUGGAUUGGUUUACAUGUACUUGCACUGGGAGUCACAAAUGUCAGAACUUUGAUAAGUUUGGAGUAUUCUGUGAACACACUAUUGCAGCAAGUGAAUUCCGGGGAACUUUGCAAAAGUAUAUACAAGAAAUUAAAAAGUGUUCUGAAAAAGUGUCUCUUGAUGCCCUGCUUGAGAAACAUACCAAGAAAUCUGGGAAAAAAAGGUCCAGAAAGGGAAAAAAUGAUCCCCAUACCAGACCUGUGAUUACAUCAUCAGUUUCACUUUUCACUGAACCUUUCCACAAUGAGGAUGAAUUUGAAGUAAAUUUCCUAAAGGGUGAAAAAAGAGCCAAAAGAUGUGCUGCAUGUGGUGUAGAUUUUCCAACAUCUGUAGUAGUUCAACCAUUUGAUCUUGUAAUGCAGCAUCCAGAGCGAUACCUAUAUCCACAGAAAAACCAAGGUGAAACUGAAUGGGUGUACACGGCUCAAAAAAAGAGAGCCACAUUCUAUCACUGCGCGCCAGAGUGCAUUCUAAAGCGACAUCCCCAUUUCACAAUUGAUAAAAUAAAGAUUCCUGAAAAUAUUAGAUCUAAACUGAAGCCAUGCCAGAUAAAAAUGCUCCAGUCUCAUUUUAACAUGGAUUUGUAAGGCGCACUGUAAUCAACUAAAAAUGUUGUUCUGUAUAUAAUGUUCUGAUUUACUUUUAAUUGAAAAUGCUUUUCUUUGUUAUAGAAUUCUUGUUUUAUUAGUAAUUCAGAAGGACACAAGAUUGAUAUGUUUUACUCUUGCAGUUUUAUUUCUUGUGACAAGACUGUCUUUUAUUUCUUGUGACAAGACUGUCUUUGGGAAUGGGUACUAUGAACUAAGAAUCUAGUCAAUCUAAUAUAAACUUAUAUUUUUGCUCAAAACAAAGUUAUCUUUGUAUUUUUUGUUCUCUUUGUUUGGAUAAGAUUUUUGUGCUUUUUUUUCUUUUUUGACAAUGUUUGGUUUAUCAUAAAUAAAAGAGAAAGUUUCAUAAAUGGAGUAUGCUUUUGAAGUUUCAACAUCAUUGUUUAAGUGCCUGUGGGCUUUUUUUUUAUUCGUGGCCACUAAUUAAUAAUACACUGGUUUUAUCAAUUUUCAUUGGCAUCAAUUUUUGUGCUAUCAGCAAAUGAUUCAGUAUUUAGAUCAUCAUAAAACUUUUGAUAUGCUUCUUACUUUAAUGAACAUCUAAUUCUACUUUAAUUUUCACUCUGCAAAACACAAAAAUUAAUGUUAAAGGAAUGUUGAUGGAACCAUUGUACAUGUAUUUUGAAUGAUCGGAUUUUUAAUGACAGAGAUGAGUGGUUGAGAAGACUACAAUACAGGGGCUAACAAAUAGAUCUUUAGGGCACUUUUCCAAGGGCAAGUACAUAUGGUAAAAAUUCACUUGCCCUACCUAAUUUGUUGCCUUACCAUAAACUAAUACUGUAUUUAUAAAUAUUUCAAAAUAGGAAGACAAAUACUAAGUAGAUCAUGUAGGCCCAUAUGCCCAGCUUCAAAUCUACGGCUUACAUAUUUGAUUUUAUUUUUGAUAUGUCACUUGCCCACAGGCGAGUGGUUGAUAAAAUUUCACUUGUCCACCCUAAAAUUCACUAGCCCUUGUUGUCGGGCAGUGGGAUUUGUCAUCCACUGCAAUAUGGGGAGGCAGACCUGUAUACUGGCACAUGAUCGGCAGUGCAAAUGACCUAAUAAAGUCGACAGGCCAGCCAUUUCUGUAACUAAAGCCCCCCCCCCCUCUUCAAAUAAAGACGUUAAUUUUAGUAAUAGAAUUAUCUAAUAUGUAACAAGGAAUCUUUGUCAAACAUUGAUACCAAUGUAUUGCAGCUUAUUGCCGUAAUAAAUUAAGUCUCUUAAAAAGGAGGUUAAACUCGAGAGUUUAGGGUCUUUAUGUAAUACCAGUAAACUUUUGUCUUACAUAAAGAAAUUUAUAAAAACCAAAGCACUAAAUAUUUUUUAAAUGCUAUUAAUGUUUGGAGAUAUAUAUAUAGAGAGAGAGAGAGAGAGAGAUAAAUUGAAAGUAAGUAAAUAUUUAUGGAUCCACCCAACAAAAAAUACAAUCGGGUUCGGGCUGUCGACUUGAGUAUAAGCGAUAAUGCUUAAAUAAAGAAAAUCCAGGUCAUUUGAGUGUUUUAAUACAGGGAGAAAAUACUUAUGUGAUAUUGGGACGAGAUUGACGCGCUGGUGCGCCGACGCG
Messenger RNA from Saccostrea echinata, 4643 nucleotides. RefSeq lists its product as uncharacterized. Gene Ontology annotation, molecular function: zinc ion binding. The transcript is spliced from 4 exons. NCBI's taxonomy places the organism in Eukaryota, Metazoa, Mollusca, Bivalvia, Ostreida, Ostreidae. Bases 599 to 3076 code for a protein of 825 amino acids. The record is from RefSeq and is a predicted model, not a curated record.